AAUUUUUUUAACUUUUCAAGAUCCUUCAAAAUGGUGGAGGUUAUUAAAAAUUCGUCCCGUCCUAACUUAGCUGCUUUUUUUACUUAUUUAUAUUAAAAAUCCCUUAAAUAUUGUUCUAUUCUCCCCGCCAUUCCGAACUACAAAUUGAGUGAAUUAAAUUUUCCGUUUGCUAUGAAAAUUCAACAAAAGAUUCGAGUGGUGUUAACAAAUUGUUGACAUGCACGUAAAGUGAAUAGAAUAUAUAUUUUCGAACUUUAAAUGUGUUAUAAUUAUUAUUAAAAAAAAUAUGAACAUACACACUUCCGAAUGCAUUGCCUCUAAAGUGCUCUCUAACAAAAACAACAACAACACUAGUGCCACAAUCAGUUCUUAUCUCAAUCGAAAGCAUCUGAAAUUCUUGAUUGUAUAAAAACAAUUCAAUCGCCAGUAAAUUAAAUUAGUUCAAAUCGAAAAUUAUUUGCAAUCGCAUCGAACAUGGGUGGCGGGCGUUGUUGUUUUACCCUGCUACUUCCAAUAAUUUUUUUAUUGAACCUGGUGGGUGCUCAAAAGCAGCCAUUAUUCACCGAGCAACGUAGCAGCAUUGUGCAUUUGUUUGAAUGGACUUGGAAGGACAUUGCCAAGGAGUGUGAAGAUUUUCUGGGGCCUCAUGGCUAUGGUGGUGUGCAGAUUUCCCCACCCAAUGAGGUUAUUGUGCAGGAAAACAACCCCUGGUGGGCUAGAUAUCAACCUGUCUCCUAUAUUCUCACCUCAAGAUCCGGCAGUGAGGCCGAUUUGGCGGACAUGAUCAAACGCUGCAACCAGGUUGGGGUACGCAUUUAUGUGGACACCGUUGUGAACCACAUGUCUGGUUUUAAGGCCGGCAAAACCAUCGUAUAGCCCCCAUGUAACGGCACCUCCCUAUAUUCUGUAUAUUAAUGAUUUUCGGGACAUUAUUCACCAGAAUUGUUUCAAAUUUUGUAUUUGAAGUUCAUAGUGGAUAAUACAGACUAAGACAGAAAACUGUGCGUGCAGGUCCACGUUUUGGUAUAACACCCAUAGUGCCUCUCUACAUUCGGUAUUUGGAUGAUUUUAGCUACAUUAUUCACGAUUUUUUCUCAAGUUUCGCAUUUGAAUAUGGUAAUGGCUCAUGACAAAAGUUGUCUACGCAGGUCCACGUCGUCGUAUAGACCCUAAUAUAAGGGCUACAUUCGGAAUUUUUAAGAUUUCAACAGACU
Musca domestica (house fly) is the source of this 1214-nucleotide messenger RNA. RefSeq names its product alpha-amylase-like. Gene Ontology annotation, biological process: carbohydrate metabolic process. Gene Ontology annotation, molecular function: cation binding; alpha-amylase activity. Bases 475 to 876 code for a protein of 133 amino acids. Lineage: Eukaryota; Metazoa; Arthropoda; Insecta; Diptera; Muscidae. The transcript has 2 exons. The record is from RefSeq and is a predicted model, not a curated record.